This is a messenger RNA of Portunus trituberculatus (swimming crab), 1333 nucleotides long. RefSeq lists its product as uncharacterized. Gene Ontology annotation, biological process: protein dephosphorylation; negative regulation of MAPK cascade. Bases 46 to 1071 code for a protein of 341 amino acids. NCBI's taxonomy places the organism in Eukaryota, Metazoa, Arthropoda, Malacostraca, Decapoda, Portunidae. Gene Ontology annotation, cellular component: cytoplasm. Gene Ontology annotation, molecular function: protein tyrosine/threonine phosphatase activity; MAP kinase tyrosine/serine/threonine phosphatase activity. The record is from RefSeq and is a predicted model, not a curated record. The transcript has 6 exons.
UCCUCCUCCUCCUCCUUCUCCUCCUCCUCCUCCCCCAGCCCCGUAAUGAGGACAUCUUUAUCCCUGAUGAGUCCUCUGGUAGGCAGCGCCCCAGGCCAGUCCCAGGCCACACACUGCCCCCAAGAGGUCCCCGCUGCCAGCAUGAUGGUGAGGUCCUGUGAGGUGACCGGCACUACGGGGAGCCACGUAAAGGUCCUGCCAAUCUCAUCCCUGUGUGUAGGCGAGGGCCACGCCUCAAGUUGCAGUGCCACACACCCCACGAGUGACCAGCAUACACACGCCACAGUGCACAGACCCCAGGGACCAGUGACAACCUUGAGGCACACCCACAGGGACCACAUCCCCAGCGAUCGUGAAGCAGUAGAGGACAGCUGCUUGACACUCGUGGAGGAGGCGAUGCAGCCUUCCUCCUCCCGGCCAGAGGGUCGUGGUGGGACACAGGCGACCCACACACCAUCGAACACCACGACUGAAACUGUUCUGGAGAGAAAUCUGGUGUACAGGGACGACAACAUCGCUUACGUGGUGGAAGGACUGUACUUGGGCAACAUCACCGCCGCGUACAGCCAGCCUCUGCUCUGCCGCCUGGACGUGCAGUGCGUAGUGGACCUUUCUGGCACGCGGCCUGCUCAGGUGCCUGCCGCCAAGAAGUCCAUCUGUCCAUGCACCUGUCCCCGCACCACGCCGCACCAUAGGUCAAGGCUGUGCAUCGACAUUCCUGACACAGAUGAAGUAGACAUAACACAGUUCAGCUCGGAGGUGACUCGCUUCAUCCACGCUGCCCAUCUCAAGGGAAAGAACGUGCUCGUCCACAGUUACAAGGGCCAAAGCCGCGCCCCAGCACUGGUUAUCCUCUACCUGAUGACCAUCAUACGCAUGUCCUUCGCCCAAGCCUUGUCCCUGGUGCAGACAUCCUACCCCUGCGUGGACCUCAAUCCUGCCUUUAGAAUGACGCUGCAGGAAGUGGACCGUCGCCUCAGCCCUCCGCCUUCUCCUUCACCAGGCCCAGACAUCACGACCAUCACCACCACCACCACCACACAUCCGAAAAUAAGGACAGCAUGGACAUAAUUAAACAUGUCCACUGACUGUUAUUCUACUUAUCUAUUCAUUAACCAUUUAUAUAUACACAGCUUUUCAUUAAGUAAAGGACAUACUCACAAGAAAAUGAUAAAGCCCACAUGGUAUAAAAAAAAAAAAAAGAGCAUAAGAACAUAAGGAAAGCUGCGAAAAGCCAUCAGGCCUACAUGUGGCAGUUUUUGCGUGUGUCUGGUAGUGUAAUUAAUAAACUAACUUUAAAUUCGAAAUAAAAAAUAAAUGUUUCUCCGAACAA